Molecule: messenger RNA, 1539 nt
Organism: Eimeria mitis
Lineage: Eukaryota; Apicomplexa; Conoidasida; Eucoccidiorida; Eimeriidae
Exons: 3
Coding region: 1-1539 (512 amino acids)
Source: RefSeq, a predicted model, not a curated record
AUGCUGCUGCAGCUGUAUAUGGCUCAAGACCAGAAAGAACAAACACCAGCUGCAGCAGCAGCAGCAGCAGCAGCAGCAGCUGCUGCUGCUGCUGCUGCUGCUGCUGCUGCUGGGGGCGCGGGGGGAGGUGCGGCGCUUGCUGCACAACAUGGCAAUAGUCAGGAAGCUGCUAAUGCAUCGACAUCUCCUUCUGCUGUUGCUGCUGCUGCUGCUGCUGCUGCUGCUGCAACAGGAGCAGCAGGUGCAGCAGCAGCAGGAGCAGCAGCAAUGAGCCCAUGUCUUUCAGGGGUUCCUCCUUCUGAUUCCGCUGCUGCUGCUGCUGCUGCUGCUGCAGCUGCUGCUGCUGCUGGCUCCGGUGUUCCUGGUGGUGCGACAACACCAUCCGCAGCACCAGCAACAGCAGCAGCAACAGCAGCAGCAGCAGCAGCAGCAGCAGGAUAUAAAGAAGAACUGCUGCAGGUUGCUGGCGUAGGCCUCGUAGACUUUACGCUGCCUGAUGGUGUUAAAUUCGAUAAAAGUAAAUUGGCGUUUCGCUGUCUUUGGAGAGAAGGGACCGUGCGGCAGCAGCAGCAGCAGCAGCAGCAGCAGCAGCAGCAGCAACAGCAGCAGCAGCAGCAGCAGGGGAUGGCCUCUCCGAAGACCCCGGGAACGGCCGGGGUGACGACGGGGAAGUGGAUAGGGGGACCAUCACCCAGCAGCAGCAGCAGCAGCAGCAACAGCAGCAGCAGCAGCAGCAGCAGCAGCAGCAGCAGCACGAAGCAGCAAACGCUGCAGCAGCAGAACAGAAGCAAAACAUUCAGCUGCCGCAAAUAUGGCCUCUAUCAAAGCAAAAUCCUCGCCCUGCAGGCUCGCCUUGCGUCUGAGUUGCUGAUACCGCAGCCGCCAGCUCCCUCACGCAGCCGCAUCCCCGCGCUGCCUGCUGUUGUCUUUGGUUUGCUGCCGCUGCCGGAAGCCACCGACUCUGUGCUGCGGGCUGUUGAGGGUGUAGCUUUGUCUCCUUCUUCUCUGCUGCUGCGGAAGCAGCGGUGGCUGCUGCUGCUGCAGCAGGGGGGAUGGAGAGGGGGAUGUCCUCAUCAUCUUCAUGCUGAUGCUGCUGCUAAUCCUAAUGCUGCUGCUGCUGCUGCUGCUGCUACGGCUGCUGCUGCUGCUGCUGCUGAUCCUGCUGCUGCACCUGCAGCAGCAGAUGUAUUUGCUGCUGAUGCUGCAGCAGCAAUCACGAGAAACAGCAGCAAAAGAAAAAGACAUACGCAUGCACCAAGUAAAACAACAGCAGCAACAAACAGCAGCAACCAUCACCACCAUCACCACCAUCACCACCCCCACCAGCAGCAGCAGCAACACCAGCAGCAGCAGCAGCAGCAGCAGCAGCAGCAGCAGGAAACUGCAUUAGGUUCUAAUCAGCAGCAGCAGCAGCAGCAGCAGCAGGAGCAGGAGGUCCAGCAUCAGGAGCAGCAGCAGCAGCAGGACCAGCAGCAGCAGCAGGAACAACAGCAGGAGGACCACCAACAGCAGCAACUGCUGCUUCUAUUGCUGCUCUAG